Messenger RNA from Lacerta agilis (Sand lizard), 4167 nucleotides. RefSeq names its product COPI coat complex subunit alpha (gene COPA). Lineage: Eukaryota; Metazoa; Chordata; Lepidosauria; Squamata; Lacertidae. Gene Ontology annotation, biological process: endoplasmic reticulum to Golgi vesicle-mediated transport; retrograde vesicle-mediated transport, Golgi to endoplasmic reticulum; intra-Golgi vesicle-mediated transport. The record is from RefSeq and is a predicted model, not a curated record. The coding region runs from base 70 to 3744 and encodes 1224 amino acids. Gene Ontology annotation, molecular function: protein binding; structural molecule activity. Gene Ontology annotation, cellular component: COPI vesicle coat. The transcript has 33 exons.
GGGCGGUGACGUGGAGUCUGCUCCGGCUGUCGCUUCUGCUUCGGGUCGCGGAGGCUAGCAGGCCCGAAGAUGCUCACCAAGUUCGAGACUAAGUCGGCCCGCGUCAAAGGGCUGAGCUUUCACCCUAAGCGGCCUUGGAUCUUAACAAGUCUGCACAAUGGAGUGAUCCAGCUCUGGGACUACCGGAUGUGUACACUCAUUGACAAAUUUGAUGAACAUGAUGGCCCUGUCAGAGGGAUUGAUUUCCACAAACAGCAGCCGCUCUUUGUGUCUGGAGGGGACGACUACAAAAUUAAGGUUUGGAAUUACAAGCUGCGUCGCUGUCUCUUCACCUUGUUGGGCCACUUGGAUUACAUCCGCACCACGUUCUUCCAUCAUGAAUACCCUUGGAUACUGAGUGCUUCUGAUGAUCAAACCAUUCGGGUUUGGAACUGGCAGUCCAGAACCUGUGUUUGUGUGCUGACUGGACACAACCAUUACGUGAUGUGUGCUCAGUUUCACCCUUCGGAGGACCUGGUGGUAUCAGCCAGCUUGGAUCAGACUGUGCGCGUUUGGGAUAUUUCUGGCCUGAGGAAGAAGAACCUCUCCCCGGGAGCCGUGGAGUCGGAUGUUAGGGGAAUCACUGGAGUAGAUCUCUUUGGCACCACUGAUGCAGUGGUGAAGCAUGUCCUUGAGGGGCACGACCGUGGUGUGAACUGGGCCGCUUUCCAUCCCACCAUGCCCCUCAUAGUUUCGGGGGCUGACGAUCGGCAAGUCAAGAUCUGGCGGAUGAAUGAGUCGAAAGCCUGGGAGGUAGACACCUGCCGCGGACACUACAACAACGUCUCUUGCGCCGUGUUUCACCCCCGCCAGGAACUCAUCCUCAGCAACUCUGAGGACAAGAGCAUCCGUGUCUGGGAUAUGUCUAAGCGCACGGGAGUCCAGACUUUCCGCAGGGAUCACGACCGCUUUUGGGUGUUGGCAGCUCACCCCAACCUCAACCUCUUUGCUGCAGGACAUGAUGGCGGCAUGAUUGUCUUCAAGCUGGAGCGCGAGCGGCCGGCAUACGCUGUGCACGGCAACAUGCUCUACUACGUGAAGGACCGCUUCUUGCGACAGCUGGACUUCAACAGCUCCAAAGAUGUUGCCGUAAUGCAGCUGAGGAGCGGCUCCAAGUUCCCUGUGUUCAACAUGUCCUACAACCCUGCAGAGAACGCCGUCCUCCUCUGCACGAGAGCCAGUAAUCUGGAGAACAGCACCUACGACCUGUACACCAUUCCUAAGGAUGCUGAUUCCCAGAAUCCUGAUGCUCCUGAAGGGAAACGCUCCUCUGGGCUGACAGCUGUGUGGGUAGCUCGGAACCGCUUUGCCGUCUUGGAUCGGAUGCACUCGAUUCUGAUCAAGAACCUGAAAAAUGAGAUCACCAAGAAGGUCCAGGUUCCCAACUGCGAUGAGAUUUUCUACGCUGGGACUGGGAACCUGCUGCUGAGAGAUGCUGAUUCCAUCACCCUCUUUGAUGUGCAGCAGAAACGGACUCUGGCCUCUGUCAAGAUCUCCAAGGUGAAAUACGUCAUCUGGUCAGCUGACAUGUCCCACGUGGCUCUCCUGGCAAAGCAUGCCAUCAUGAUUUGCAACAGGAAGCUGGAGUCGCUUUGUAACAUCCAUGAGAACAUCCGGGUCAAGAGCGGCGCCUGGGACGAGAGCGGGGUCUUCAUCUACACCACAAGCAACCACAUCAAAUACGCCGUUACCACCGGAGACCACGGGAUCAUCCGCACCCUGGACUUGCCUAUCUACGUGACGCGAGUGAAGGGGAACAACGUCUACUGCCUGGAUCGCGAAUGCCGCCCCCGAGUCCUGACCAUUGACCCGACAGAGUUCAAGUUCAAGCUGGCUCUCAUCAACCGGAAGUAUGACGAGGUGCUCCACAUGGUGCGGAACGCCAAGCUGGUGGGCCAGUCCAUCAUCGCCUACCUCCAGAAGAAGGGCUACCCUGAAGUUGCACUCCAUUUUGUGAAAGACGAGAAGACUCGGUUCAGCUUGGCUCUCGAAUGCGGCAACAUUGAGAUUGCUCUGGAGGCAGCCAAAGCCUUGGAUGAUAAGAACUGUUGGGAAAAACUGGGGGAAGUGGCCUUGCUCCAAGGGAACCACCAGAUCGUGGAGAUGUGCUACCAGCGCACCAAGAACUUCGACAAGCUCUCCUUCCUGUACCUUAUUACGGGCAAUCUGGAGAAACUGCGCAAAAUGAUGAAGAUAGCCGAAAUCCGGAAGGACAUGAGCGGCCACUACCAGAAUGCCUUGUACCUUGGGGACGUGGCGGAGAGGGUGAGGAUCCUGAAGAACUGUGGACAGAAGUCCCUGGCCUAUCUGACAGCUGCAACCCAUGGCUUAGAUGAGGAAGCAGAGAGCCUGAAAGAGACCUUCGACCUGGAAAAGGAAACGAUCCCAGAGAUAGACCCCCAUGCACAAUUGCUCCAGCCGCUUGCUCCCAUCAUGCCCCUGGACACCAACUGGCCUCUGCUCACUGUCUCCAAGGGCUUUUUUGAAGGCACAAUUGCCAGCAAAGGCAAAGGAGGCGCGUUGGCUGCUGACAUCGAUAUAGACACAGUAGGCACCGAAGGCUGGGGAGAAGAUGCUGAGCUGCAGCUGGAUGAAGAUGGCUUUGUGGAUGCUGGGGAAGGUUUUGGAGACGAAGCCCUGGCUAAAAGCCAAGAGGAAGGAGGUGGGUGGGAAAUCGAAGAGGACCUGGAUCUUCCCCCUGAACUGGAUGUUCCUGGUGGUCUCGCUGGAGAGGCAGAAGACGGCUUCUUUGUGCCGCCCACCAAAGGCACCAGCCCUGCACAGGUCUGGUGCAACAAUUCCCAGCUUCCAGUUGAUCAUAUCCUUGCUGGCUCUUUUGAGACAGCUAUGAGGCUUCUCCAUGACCAGGUGGGAGUGGUCACAUUUGCCCCCUACAAACAGCUGUUCCUGCAGACCUACGCCCGGGGGCGCACCACAUACCAGGCUCUUCCCAGCCUCCCCACCAUGUAUGGAUACCCCCAUCGCAACUGGAAGGAUGCUGGCUUGAAAAACGCGCUCCCGGCCGUGGGACUGAAAUUGAAUGACUUGAUCCAGCGGCUGCAGCUGUGCUACCAGCUCACCACAGCUGGCAAAUUUGAGGAGGCUGUGGAGAAGUUCCGCUCCAUCCUCUUAAGUGUGCCGCUGCUUGUGGUGGACAACAAGCAGGAGAUCGCAGAGGCGCAGCAGCUGAUCGCCAUCUGCCGAGAGUACAUUGUGGGGCUGUCCAUGGAGAUUGAGAGGAAGAAGCUGCCCAAGGAGACCCUGGAAGAGCAGAAGCGCAUUUGCGAGAUGGCCGCCUACUUCACCCACUCCAACCUGCAGCCCGUCCACAUGAUCCUCGUCCUUCGCACGGCGCUCAACCUCUUCUUCAAGCUCAAGAACUUCAAGACGGCUGCCACCUUCGCUCGCCGCCUCCUGGAACUGGGGCCCAAACCGGAAGUGGCUCAGCAGACACGCAAAAUCCUAACCGCGUGCGAGAAGAACCCCAGCGACGCCUACCAGCUCAACUACGACAUGCACAACCCUUUCGACAUCUGUGCGGCCUCCUACCGGCCCAUCUAUCGGGGCAAACCGGUGGAAAAGUGUCCGCUCAGCGGAGCUUGCUACUGUCCUGAGUUUCACGGCCAGAUUUGCAGAGUCACAACUGUAACGGAGAUCGGCAAGGAUGUCAUUGGCUUAAGAAUCAGCCCCCUGCAGUUCCGCUGAGGCUGUCCUGUGACCAAGCAGCUUUCUACAGGCAUCCAGUUUUUUCAAGUUCUACUUUCGGCUGCUGACCCUUGUACCUCCCCUUUUCUGCUACCAUGAAUACGCCCCCUUUCCACCUGUGCUCACCAGGCCCUCUUUGGAGCUGUUCAGAAGUGAAUCCUCAGUCUCAAGUGUGCAGUCACAGCUCCCUCCACCCCUUUCCACGAGAAUCUGGGGGAUGGAAUGGGCCCCUCCCAGGAUCCUCCCAACUUUCCUGGAUGUUUGUUGGGGAUCAGGACUCGAAGAUGCUACCAGAGACUGCAGUAAUUGAGUUGUCUAUUCAUUAGAAGAGGCAUUUGAGGUUUUGUAUCUCAUAUGCAGGGGGCCAAAGAGUGAGGGGCUGAAACUCUACUCCACUCCUUUUUGUAUUCUUCCCCCUCCCCC